GAUAUUGAGUAUGAUUUAUAGUAGACACGGGAGAUAUAGUACAUUACUUGCUCAAUGGUCAAUUGUAAACGGUUUAUUAAUACAAUAUUUCAUGCCAUUAUUAUCUGCUCACUUUUUCAAUUCUCUGUCAUUAGUAGUAUUUAUUAUUUAAUUUUUAGUCAUUCUCAUGAAACUAUUCUCUUUAAUGAGUGUGAAAACAAACAAAACAUGGUAGGCGUGGAAACAAAUCAUAUACUCCCAAUCCCAAUCCUUCAAUCAGAUUUCUUAACGGAUUUAGUUUCUUUCAUCCACACGUAAGUAUUUCUCUCUCAUCACGUCACAUGCAUUAUUUUUUCUGUUUCUAAUCUUCCACUAAUACUCUCUUAACUUCUUUUCUCUUUGUUUCUGAUCAUGAGAAAAAGAUAAAUCUCUGCGAUGAUCACAAAACACUCGCUUCUAAUCCUUUUAUUAUCGCUAAUCUUUCUUCCAAUAAUCAAAUGUCAAGUUAAUUAUCGUCCGUGCCAGCAAUCAUGUGGUUCAUCAAAACCCUUCCCUUACCCAUUCGGAUUCUCUUCCGGUUGCGAAAUUCGUCUAAACUGCACCGUCCACGGCGAAAUCUUCAUCGGAGAAUUUCCAGUUCAAUCGGUAGACUCAAACAGUAUAAUACUUAAAAUCGAAUCGCAAUGUAAUCGUCGAUUUGAAACCUUUCAUCAACUCUUCAGUCACAAAUACGCACCUACUUCGGGAAACGUGAUUAUGUUACAGAAUUGUACGGAAAAUCAAUCGCCUUGUACGAUACCCGAGCCUCUGCUUCCUAGUCUAUCCAAAUCUGAAUCUGACGGUUGCCACAACAACAACAACGUCUCUGGCGGCGGCGGCAGCAGCGUUAGCGGGGGAUUGAAAUUGAGUUGUUACAUUGAAAAUAAUACAAGAGGUUUCGUGAAUGAGACAAAAUUGGAGCAGAACGGGUGUAAGUACUUUACGUCGUCGAUUUCAUUGGAAAGAUUGAGAAACCGUUCAGAUUCGGCGGUUUCUUUGGAUAUAGCUACGAUUGAGCUUGGAUGGUGGCUUCAAGGAGAUCGGUGUCUUUGUUCUGAUCAUGCUAAUUGUACUCAAAUCGAGUCACCGAUUGAUGGAAAGCCUGGAUUUCGGUGUCGUUGUAAUGAAGGAUUCGCCGGCGAUGGAUUUUUGGCCGGAAAUGGCUGCCGGAAAACCUCAUCAACAUGCAACCCAGCAAAGUACAUGUCCGGAAGAUGUGGAGGACAUGCAAGACUCAUUAUCUUAAUUGGAGGAUUUAUUUUUGGUGUAUCACUGAUGGUUGCUCUGGGUUCAAUAUGCUGUUACUUUCGCCGACGCACCAAAUUGAGAGUCACAAAGAGCACAAAAAGACGCUUCACUGAAACUACUAACAAUUACAGUGUUCCUAUCUAUCCCUACAAAGACAUAGAAAAAGCUACAAAUAAUUUUUCAGAGAAACAAAGAUUGGGAACAGGAGCAUAUGGUACAGUUUAUUCAGGAAAACUUUACAAUGAUGAAUAUGUCGCCAUCAAAAGAAUAAAACACAGAGACAAUGAAAGCAUUGAACAAGUCAUGAAUGAGAUCAAACUCAUUUCCUCUGUUAGGCACCCCAAUUUAGUGCGCUUGUUGGGCUGUUCAAUUGAAUAUGGAGAGCAAAUAUUAGUGUAUGAGUUCAUGCCCAACGGAACACUAAAUCAGCAUUUACAAAGAGAGAAAGGGAGUGGACUUUCAUGGCCUUUUAGAGUCAAAAUUGCAACAGAAACAGCACAAGCAAUAGCUCAUCUUCAUUCAGCAAUUAAUCCACCUAUUUACCAUAGAGAUAUCAAAUCAAGCAACAUACUUUUGGACCAAAAUUUUGGAUCCAAAGUAGCAGAUUUUGGGCUUUCUAGACUUGGAAUAACUGAAAUAUCUCAUGUUUCUCAUGUUUCAACUGCCCCACAAGGAACACCUGGCUAUGUUGACCCACAAUACCAUCAAGACUUUCACCUUUCUGAUAAAAGUGAUGUAUAUAGCUUUGGAGUUGUUCUCGUUGAGAUCAUAACAGGACUAAAAGUAGUUGAUUUUUCUCGUCCUCAUAAUGAAGUGAAUUUGGCUUCUCUUGCUGUUGAUAGGAUCAGAAAAGGGCUUUUAAAAGAUAUUAUAGACCCAAUUGUGUUUCUUGAGCCCGAAGCAACCAAUGAUGGGUGGACACUUUCUUCCAUACACAAGGUAGCUGAGUUGGCAUUCAGAUGUCUUGCAUUUCACAGGGAUAUGAGACCUUGUAUGACAGAAGUGGCAACUGAGUUAGAGCAGCUAAGUUUGAAUAAGUGGGACUCUUUUGGAGAAAACAGUUCUAUUAUAGAUCACUUCUCUUCUUGUUCUUCUUCUUCUUCUAGUGAAAAUGAGAAACCAUUGAGCAGCAACACUACAUUGAAGGAUGUUGAGCCUAAGGGUAAAUGUCAUCUUAAGCUGGAGACUGUGCCUGUUUCUUUUAAGUCAGUUGAUAGGCUCAAUAGUAACUCACCCGUUUCGGUGCAAGAUCCACACAUAUGGUUUAGUGAGCAAAGCUCUCCUUCGUCAAAUAGUUUCCCCAGUAAGUCAUUUGAUCAUGGAUCUGUUUCAUAUGGUCGAGAAGCUAGUUUGUAGUUUAUUGUAAUUGCUUAUAAGCUUGUUUGAUUGAAUGAGAUAUUUGGUAAACAAGCUUAUCUCACUAUAUUAUAGCUUUUAUGAUAAUAUAACAUUAAACAAUGUUUGAAUUUUUAGAACUUGUAGCUUUAAAAAUUAAGCUUAAUUUCA
This is a messenger RNA of Trifolium pratense (red clover), 2772 nucleotides long. RefSeq names its product wall-associated receptor kinase-like 14. The record is from RefSeq and is a predicted model, not a curated record. The transcript has 3 exons. Lineage: Eukaryota; Viridiplantae; Streptophyta; Magnoliopsida; Fabales; Fabaceae. Gene Ontology annotation, molecular function: protein kinase activity; ATP binding. Bases 415 to 2622 code for a protein of 735 amino acids. Gene Ontology annotation, biological process: protein phosphorylation.